AUGGAAGUUCCCUCAUCAAUCAAUUCAAAUCCAAUAAGCGUCGCGGAAGUGGCGGUCCAUGGUGCUGUCCGCGUCGGAUUAGAGGUUCCUGGACCCUGUGACUACGUGUUCGUGUGGGACGAGGACCUUGGUGUCGACAACUUCGCCGGAACCACUGAUUGGGAAGGCGGAUACUCCCCUCUCACCCUUCAUUUCAGUGAGGAUUACCCCAGCAAGCCUCCCAAGUGCAAGUUCCCUACGAAUUUCUUCCACCCAAAUGUCUAUCCUUCAGGAACAGUCUGCCUUUCAAUCCUCAAUGAGGACAGCGUAUGUUAA
Molecule: messenger RNA, 315 nt
Organism: Aegilops tauschii subsp. strangulata
Lineage: Eukaryota; Viridiplantae; Streptophyta; Magnoliopsida; Poales; Poaceae
Source: RefSeq, a predicted model, not a curated record